CAGAAGUGAUGUGUCGUCACUGACAGGUGUUGGCGGCAGUGGGCGGGACAUACGGGGACUGCGGUGAUAAACAAAUACACGCAGUAAAACGUCACAGACUCUGCAGCACUUUUAACACGGAACUGGAAAGAUACAGUGAGUUUUAAAUGGGUCAGAACCUGGACCUGGCCUGAACCCGAACUCCUGACCCGGUGUAUGUCACACCGAGCCAUUAAUACACACACUAAUACUCACAGACAUACACAGAGCGGAGGAACAUGACGGAGCUAAGGAAGCGAGGAGGCGGCGGAGACGAUAGAGGAAGCGCCGAGGACAUGAGCGACAAGGAGGCAGACUCAGACCACAGGCCUCAGUCCGAUGCUGAAGCUGAUGCAGACUUGGAUGUGGACUGUAAAGCAGAGGGUGCAGAUGUUCCUGAUGUUCCUCUGUCCACAGCUGACACUGACAACACUCCAGAGUGUCUGAACAAAGCUCUAGAGGGGCUUCCACCCAGAUGGAAGAAUUACUGGAUCCGUGGAGUUUUGUCAAUGGCCAUGAUAACAUUUUUUUUCCUCAUCAUCUACAUGGGACCCAUUGUUCUCAUACUAGUGGUGAUGACGGUGCAGAUCAAGUGUUUCCAGGAGAUCAUCACCAUUGGCUACAGAGUUUAUCGUUCGUACGAGCUGCCGUGGUUCAGGACUCUGAGCUGGUAUUUCCUGGUCUGUGUGAACUACUUCUUCUAUGGCGAGACCUUGGCCGACUACUUCGGAGCUUUGGUUCAGAGGGAGGAGCCUCUGCAAUUCCUGUCUCGUUAUCAUCGUUUCAUCUCCUUUGCUCUCUACUUGGCAGGUUUCUGCAUGUUUGUGCUGAGUUUAGUGAAGAAACAUUAUCGCCUGCAGUUUUAUAUGUUUGCUUGGACUCAUGUGACUCUGUUGAUUGUUGUAACUCAGUCUCACCUUGUCAUCCAGAACCUGUUUGAGGGAAUGAUCUGGUUUAUUGUGCCGAUCUCCAUCGUCAUCUGUAAUGACAUAAUGGCAUACCUGUUUGGGUUCUUCUUUGGCCGGACACCACUCAUCAAACUCUCUCCUAAGAAGACGUGGGAAGGUUUCAUUGGCGGUUUCUUCUCCACCGUGUUAUUCAGCUUCAUGCUGGCGUACCUGCUCUCUCAGUUCCAGUACUUUGUCUGUCCUGUCGGCUUCAACAGUGAAACAAAUGGCUUUACGAUCGAGUGUGCGCCCACAGAAAUUUUCAUUCUACAGACGUACACACUCCCUGCUGUCAUCCAGAACACACUUGGAUGGGAAACAGUGAAGCUGUAUCCCUUUCAGAUUCACAGCAUCUUCCUCUCCACCUUCGCCUCCCUCAUUGGACCAUUUGGUGGCUUUUUUGCCAGCGGUUUCAAACGAGCUUUUAAAAUCAAAGAUUUUGCAAGCACAAUCCCGGGACAUGGUGGCAUUAUGGACCGUUUCGACUGUCAGUACCUGAUGGCCACAUUUGUUCAUGUUUACAUUGCUAGUUUCAUCAGAGGUCCAAAUCCCAGCAAAGUCCUGCAGCAGCUGCUGAUGCUUCAGCCCGAGCAGCAGCUCAGUAUCUUCUUCACUCUACACAGUCAGCUCAAAGAAAGAGGCCUGCUACCCCCUGCAGACUGAAUCAGGAACUGGCGGUUUGGCGGUCAGUCUGUCUGCAUGAGUGUGAAAGGCAGAGUAUGUGUGUUUGUGUGUGACAGAUGACUAAGGACCUGACCUGGAUUCAUGACAGGACAUCACAUAGGCACCAGACUACUUUUUAUUUAACAGACUGUAAGUCUGUGAGCACCAGGAGGCAGGGUUGUAAAAAUAGAGAUGCCUACUAAUAAUAUGUUGU
Molecule: messenger RNA, 1842 nt
Organism: Cynoglossus semilaevis (tongue sole)
Lineage: Eukaryota; Metazoa; Chordata; Actinopteri; Pleuronectiformes; Cynoglossidae
Gene: cds1
Product: CDP-diacylglycerol synthase (phosphatidate cytidylyltransferase) 1
Exons: 13
Coding region: 258-1628 (456 amino acids)
Cellular component (GO): endoplasmic reticulum membrane
Molecular function (GO): phosphatidate cytidylyltransferase activity
Source: RefSeq, a predicted model, not a curated record